Messenger RNA from Cimex lectularius (bed bug), 1502 nucleotides. RefSeq lists its product as uncharacterized. Lineage: Eukaryota; Metazoa; Arthropoda; Insecta; Hemiptera; Cimicidae. The transcript is spliced from 7 exons. The record is from RefSeq and is a predicted model, not a curated record. Bases 169 to 1095 code for a protein of 308 amino acids.
ACGUACCCAGCCGGGGAGAACUGCGGUCAGUUGUAUUUGAUUUCCCGUACGCGUCGGGUUCAGCCCUCGCUCCUCUGUUACAAACCAAUCGUUCCUGGCUAAUUUGACACAAAAUAAAAGGGUUGACGGCUUUGGAGGUGCAUCUUGGCAUGAGAUCAAGCUGAAAAGAUGAAGUACACAGUCCAAAACAAGGCGUUGUGCCUCUUGAGCAUCAUUCUCGUCCACACGGCUCUCGGCUCGCCGGUCGUCAAGAGGGACGUCUACUCGAUAGCAGGAGAUGACGGUUACAUCGACGGAGUUGCAGACCAAAGACAGCUGAGCCUUUACGACGCGGACGUCUUCGGAGGCGAAGCGCACGAGAACGGCGCCAGGGAGAAGCGUCUGCUUAAGCUGAAAGCCCUCGGAGUCGGAGCGGGACUUAAAGCCGCGGGAGCAGGGCUUAAAACUGUCGGCGUCCUGGGUGCGAAAGCCGUAGGAAAAACAGCUAUCAAAGCCGCCACGACUGUAGGAGUCAAAGUCGCCAAAGCAGCCAUCACCAUCGGAAUAGCCAAACUCCUCCUCAGUCUCGUAUUUGGUAAAAUCAACCAGUUGAUUGACUUUAAAACGAGACUGCUCGGCAGCUCGGGAUCAGGAGGCGGACUUCUGAGCAGCAGUACGUCUCUUUCUUCGGGUAGCGGAGGCGGCGGCGGUGUCGGAGCGAGCGCUUCUGUCAAUGCUGAUGAUGGCAGUCUCCACGCCGAGGCCGGUGCGUCUGUCGGCACCGAUUCAGAGGGGCUGCUGGACAUCGACCCGAAUAAAGUGUCUCUCCAAGUGCCCAACGAGUUCAUCAGUGGUGGUUUCAAUGUUGUAAACAGAGCUGCACCUGUAGUCGGCGAAGUUAUACAGAAAACGGCGCAAAGAAUCCUGAGGGUGGCAGUUGGCCUGAAGCCGAUCCUGGGCAGUUCCCUCGGCUUCAAGGCGGUCAAAAGGCAGGUGGAGAACAGCGAAUACGCGCCGAGCGAACCAGAAGAAGAGUCUCUGGUACCAGAGGGCGAAGACAUCCCUGCCGAGCCGAGCUCACUGAGGAGGAGCUUCGUCGCACUGUCUGAGCGUUGACAGUACACUGAGCGUAGUCAUUUUCCACCAAAUGAAAAUUGCUUUUCAAUUUAGGAAUAAAUUAUGGGACUUUCUGAAGGAAAUCAUUCGUUUUUGAGUUCCUACUUCGAAUUUAAAUUCUCGUUUAGGAGGAUGGACAUCGUUUCAAAAAUUUUGUUUUUACGAUAUAUAAAAGUAGUAGACCCUAAACCAUAGAUUCCCUUCAAAUGAAGAAGAAAUGUCAAUUUUUGGUAUAUAAAGAAUUUUUUUUAAAUUAUCUAUUUCAGUAGAUUUCUGUAGAUAUUAUCAUCCAAAUAAUUAUCAACUAAAAGCCGACAUGACAUUAAAUUCUAUAUACUAUGUUUAACAAUAAUUUCUUCAAGAGAAUUCUGUAUAUAUUUUAAAGCUUUUUAUCUUAAUACUCAUUA